Phragmites australis (common reed) is the source of this 1780-nucleotide messenger RNA. RefSeq lists its product as uncharacterized. The transcript has a single exon. Bases 53 to 1645 code for a protein of 530 amino acids. NCBI's taxonomy places the organism in Eukaryota, Viridiplantae, Streptophyta, Magnoliopsida, Poales, Poaceae. The record is from RefSeq and is a predicted model, not a curated record.
GCCUCCCCCAAACCCUAGUGGGGGCUACGGGGACACGUCACGCGCAGCCACCAUGGGCAAGAAGAGCAAGCGGCACAAUGCUGCCGCCGUGGCGGCGGCCGACGGCGACGAGCCUCCGCCGCCGGCUCUCGCGGAGGCGUCCAACGGGGGCGAGGUUCCUCCGCCGCCGCCUUCGGUGGAGGCAGCAGCCAACGGCGGUGGGGCGAAGGCGGACGAUGGGAGGCGGGAUUCGUCGCCGGAGCGGGAUGACGGGGAGGCGGAGAAGCUCAAGCACCUCAACGGUAUGCUCGUCAGCAGGGCCGCUGAGGAACAGAAACGGGCGGCGGCGCUCGAGGCGCGGCUCGACGAGCACUCGGCCGACGCCGCCACGCUCGCCGCAGGGGAGCGUGGGGUCCUCCUGGAGGCCCUCGCGGGCCCGCUCCGCGCCGCGGAGGAGGAGCGUGCGGCCUUGCGGGAGCGCCUCGCAGGGGUCCAGGAGUCGCUCGGGCGCGCCAAGGCGGCGGAGGCUCGCGAGGCGCGGGAGAGGGCUGAUGCCCUGGCGCGGCUCGCGGAGGCAGUCGCUGAGAACGGCGGGGUCUCGGAGCGCCUCAGCGCCAAGGUGGUGGAGGCUGCCGCCGCGUCCAAGAAAGUCGAGAAAUUGGAGAGCGUGGUUGUCGAAUUGGAGAGGAAGAGCUCGGAGCUGCGUGCGGAGAGGGGCGAACUGGAGAAACAAUUGGAGGCGACGAAGGCGUCAGCUCGUGCUGUCCAGUUUCAGAAGGCGGAGGUAGAGGAAAACUUCAAUGAGCUCAUGAAGGAGAACGAGAGGUACAAGCAGGAGAUGGAGCAGAAGCUUGAUGUGAAACUGAGGGAAUUGGAGGCUCUGCAAUCCAUGAAGGUGGAAAUGGAGGCAAAGGUCGGAUCUUUGGAGGUACAGCUCUGUGCGGUCAAUGCUAGGAACAGGGAAUUGACGUUGGAUUUGGGCGCAGGGGAAACAGAGUUAACCGCAGCAAAGACUGAGGCGGAGAAGCUUCGAACAGAGGUUGAGGAGGCGAAUAAGAAGCACAGCACAGUGGUCGCUGAGGCGGAUGGGCUGCGGACUGAGAUUGACGAAAUGGUGAAGGUGAAGGAGGCGGCUGCAGCAGCAUAUGAUGCUGAGAAGAAAGAGAUGGAGGCUGAGUUGGAUGGACUUAAGAGGAAGGUGGUCAGGAUUCAGGCCGAGAAGGAUGAUGCCGUGGGCAUGUUCCGUGAGAAAGAUGCUGAAGCUGGAAAACUGGGGGAUGAAUUGGAGAGGCUCCACGGCUCCAUGACUGAGCUCAGGGUUCGCUGUGAUGCGCUUGGUGUGAAGUCUUCCAACCUCCAAGAUGAGAAGGAUUCUGUUCGGAAAGUGCUUUACCAGGAGAAAGCUGAAGCAGAAAAGCUGAGGUUGACUAUUGGGAAGCUUGAGAGCUGUAUCGGCAGGAAGGAUUGUGAGAUUGGGACACUGAAGGAAGAAGUUGAGGACAAGGGGGUCCAAAUCGAUGCCUUGAACGGGGAGCUUGAGCUGCUGAAGCUCGCAGCCUCUGAGGCGCAGAGGAGGGAGAAGAAUGGCGUGUGGACAUGGUUGUACCCAGCUACCACCACUGUGUUUGCUGCUGCUUCCUUUGUCUACGCCGCCCGUAGUCGGUGAACAGCUAGCUCUUUUACUCGCUUUUUGUUCACUUGCUUAAGUAUGUAUUACUCGAAAUAACCAGGCUUCCUACUUAUGGUACUUGGUAUGUGAUGAACCGUUCAGUACUAUGAAAUAAAGCCAAUAUUUCGCUAA